UUCAAGGGGCAGCGUCCGUCCAGCGCCCCGCGGCCCAUCCAACAAACUACGGACGGAAGAAGGCCCACAAAGCCACGGAAGCCACCAACGUAACUACGGGCAGCACGCCAUCGCAGCCCGACAACACCAACAACGAUGCUGGCCAAGAUGAGCCCGCGCGUCCAGCCCCUGGAACACGACCCCGAGUCUCCUGCCCCGCGUUUACAAACGCCCCCCGGACCGUCCAGUGGGACACAACAACCCUUCGCCGACACGAUGGACGAGCAGUGGCCCGGGCCCGAUUCGCCCCCGAAGACCAGCACGCCCUCGUUCCACAAUUACGAUGAUGAGGAAGAGAAGGACCCCGACGAGGUCUUCGGUCCGCUGCGGAAUCGAGCCUCGGCUUUGAGAGGUGCGGCGGAGAACGGCGACGCCUCGGCGCAAGUACGGUUGGGUUACAUGUACGUCGAUAUAGGAGAUCGUACAAAUGCGGAGGACUUUUUUGGGAGAGCAGCCAGGAAUCAUGAUGCGGACGCCCACUACGCCCUGGGCAUGCUCGCCAAAAGUGGACCGGAAGCGUCAUCUACCGAUGCCGCGGAGGUCGAGGCAGCUUAUGCGGCAAGUGCCAGACAUCUGUCGCGGGCGGCGAAGCAGGGCCACUCCUGGGCGGCCUACCACCUCGGGGACGCGUAUGCGCGAGGGGUCGGUGUUGUUAGGGACCUGAAGAUCGCGGAACGGUUUUUACGUUCAGCUGCUGCUGCCGGGUGUAUCCCUGCGAUGAACGCCCUAGGCGCCUGUCUCGAACGUUCAGCGAGAAAUCCCGUCACCGAGACCUUAGAUGUCCCCGAAGACGUCUUUACCAGUAAGCCUCCUGAGGAGGAGGACUCACCGAGCAAAGCUAAAUCUGGAAGAGACCGGAAACUCAAGGACGCGUGUGUCUGGUACGCUCGCGCGGCCAAAGCCGGGGAUCGCGACGCGCAGUGCAAUUUGGGGCGGUGCCACUACCUGGGCAUCGGCGUGCCCCGGGAUCCGUCGCGUGCCCUUGACGUCUGGCUGCUGGCCGCGGACCGGGGCUGUCCGGCCUCGUGCAACAACGCGGCGGCAUUACUCGCGAGGAAAGCCGCUGAUGAUGCGGGCGAGGGCGUGUUAGCCUUAGAAGCUGAAAGGUUAUUACUACAAGCUGCGGAGUUGGAGAGUACCACCGCUCGCUUCAACGUCGCUGUGAUUCGCUCAGCAGGUCUAGGGGACGUUGUGAAACAUGAAGAGGAAUCAAUAAGGCAGUUGAGGCAGUCUGCUGAAUCAGGUGAGCCCGCGGCGAAUUUGGCUUUAGGUGACGCCUAUGCGGCGGGCAUCGGCGUGCCCCGCCAAUCGGACAAGGAGGCGUUUCGGUGCUACAAGGUGGCCGCGGCCGCCGGCGAGCCCGACGGCCAGUAUCGGUUGGGCUUGUGCUAUGAGCGGGGCAAGGGCUGCAUGGGCGACGCGCAGCGGGCGAUGCGGUUGUACGAUGCGGCUGCUAGGGCGGGUCACUUGGCAGCAGCGGCUCGGGCGGGUGCCAUGCAGACGGGGGGCGAGGAGUAUUAAGGUACUUACAAAUAUCCGCGUCGAUGGCGUCGAUGGCGUCGAGGCGCUCCUUGCGUCCGUCGGGACGACCGAGGGCCCGGCACGCCAUCGAGGCGCCGUCCCACGCGGCGGCGGCUCACAGAAUGGAG
Molecule: messenger RNA, 1688 nt
Organism: Pelagomonas calceolata
Lineage: Eukaryota; Pelagophyceae; Pelagomonadales; Pelagomonadaceae
Source: the annotation of a GenBank genome assembly